UUUUCUUCCUCUCCUCUGCCUCUUAAUUUGCGAUUGCUCAAGCUGCUGCUAUCGAUAUCCCUUGCGUCUUCAACUGGAGUAACUUGAUCGAACUAUCGUUGGUAGCUGCUGCUAGUGGCAAUCAAUUUCGUUUGGAAGGUUUUGUGCGAACAUUCUAGCUAGCUAGCUACUACCCACCAUCUUUCUCCUAGAGCUCCUCGGGAUUCGAUUUUUACCCGAUUAUCCAUUCGAUCAUCAUUCAGCGGUACCGUUACGAAUGAAACAGCCCUGAGCAACAAUUGAAUUGAAUCAACCGUUGGUGCUGUUGUGUUACUGCUGUUGCUGCGACGAGCUAAGAGAAGAAAAGACGAUAAAGGCAUCAUCAGUACGGUAGAAACCAAGGAAGAGGUGCGAGUGAGGAAACGGCGAAAACGAAAAUGGAAGCCACCGGCAGUCCCGCAACCUCGGGACUAACGGCCAAUUCUGAUCCCGCAACACAUCGAACCAAUGCCGACCAGGUCGAGGUCGAGCAGGUCGUGCAGCAUGGAACAAACGACACACAAAAUCCUGCUGCUAGUACAAGCACAAGUACAAGUACAAGUACAAGCACAAGUACGAACAGCCACAGCCACACUCACAAGAGCCCAGAAGUGGCAUCUGAUCCCAGCCACGCAACAGCUGAUCCUAACGGGAUGUCCAACAACCACGAAAACAAUGAAUCGAGCGCUGGCAAAAGCAACGGACACGACAAUUUCCUACAGUCGCUAGAUCCUACGGCUCCCACAGUACCUAGCGUCUCUUCGGAAACCGCCGUUGCCUACCCUCAAAAUACGGGCGAACCGGCCAACGAUAAUGGUCGCGAUAGCCACGCCAGUACCAACGACUUUGACGAAGAUUUGGACGGAGCUCUGUCGGAUAUUCUGGAUCAACCCGACGAAAAAUCGGAAGUAUUUGAGAGGUUGUAUCGCAACGAAAAGAGGUCCGAUAAAGUAUGGAAAGCACCCCCCAAAUACGAAUUUCCAAAAAGCCCCGUUAGGGAAGCAGACCAAGCAAUCCCCGAAAUAUUCGCAAAGCUACAUCACAAUGAAAAGCGCGAUGAAGCUGUCUGGCAGGAACCGAGACGGUUUGAUCGAUCCAAGAGUCCUGCUAGGCUACCUACCACCGCACAAACGGAACCUAUUCCAGCUAUCUUUGAACAGCUUCACAAAAACAAAAAGCGAAACCAAACCCUAUGGCAAGAACCUGCCAAAUUUGAGGGAUCCAAAAGCCCAAGAAUAAACAGAGCCACUGUCAACGCAGAACCCAUACCAGCCAUUUUUGAAAAAUUACACAACAAUGAAAAACGAUCCGAACCAGUGUGGCAUCAACCGGACAGAUUCGAUCCUUCCAGAAGUCCAGCCAGGCUACCACCUUCCAUUCUCAAUGCGGAGCAGGUUCCAGAAAUCUUUGAUCAGUUGCACCACAAUGAGAGGCGCCAUGAACCAGUUUGGCAAGAGCCUGCAAGAUAUGAUCCACACAGAGACACGGGCAUACAGCAUUCCACAGAGCCAGUCCCAGCCAUUUUUGAUCACCUCUACCAUAACGAAAAGCGCUCUGAGCAGGUAUGGCACGAACCUGCCCAGUUUCAUCCAAACAAGGUUUCUCCCACUUCCAAUGGCAGCAAUUUGCAUCAGGUUGAGAGGCAACAUUCAUCGACUACCGAAACUGAUGCUCAAACUGGGAAUCAAAACACCAUGCUUUAUCCACACAAUGCACCACACAGGGACUUCCAAUAUGGGAAUGCCAAAGAACAAGCAAUGCUACCUCCCACACAACUCUCCAGGCAAGAAACACCUGCUGCCAAAGACCUGGAUCCACUGACAAAGAAAGCAUCAGCUGCUCCCACAGACAGUGCUGUCAUUGAAGAGGGAGAAGAUGAGGAGGAGGAGGCUUCCAAAUCAGGGGAUGCACCGGGGGAGCCAAAGGACUCUCUGCUGGAUGAUGAUGACAACGAAGCAGAGGCACAACUUCGAUCAAUGGCAAUGCGAUACACCGGGGGAGCCAAAGGACUCUCUGAUGGAUGA
Molecule: messenger RNA, 2042 nt
Organism: Seminavis robusta
Lineage: Eukaryota; Bacillariophyta; Bacillariophyceae; Naviculales; Naviculaceae
Source: the annotation of a GenBank genome assembly